UUUUUUUUUUUGUCAUUGAAGAAGUCAGUUUCUAGGGUUUGGCUAAGUUUCUCAUUUUGAACGCUCAUUCUAUGAAAGUGUAUGUGUUCCAUUCACUACUCCAUUCACAAAUUGAUAGGAUUUCAAUUUUUACUAAUGUAAUUGAACCAUUUCAAACAAGAAAUAUUAAAUAGAAUCCAGUCAAAAUGAAAUGAGUCAAGUUCCGUGAGAACGUUUGGUCCAUUUUUCGGGCUCCAUUAUAUUUAUAACAAAUAACAAUAAGUCGGCUACACAGUGAUUUUAAACAAUUCGGCUACAUGACUGACCGCGUUUCCGCCGAAAUCAGUUGAGAUAAACCGCUAGAUGGCGCUGCGCUAUCAUAUGCGAACAAUAUUAUGUCUAUGAAACUAGUACCCCAAUCCCAAUCUCGUAUGCAUAAUGCAUCUUUUAUAUCUGUGACUACAACCAGUAUCAUUGAUAUAAAAAUUAAAAAUUCUACAAGUAGUAUGGUACCUAAUUAUUAGUUAUUACAAUUAGUAUAAUAAUUAAUAAUAAAGUAUAAAGUAGUUGUGCAGUAGUGUCAUAGUAGUGUGGAACUAUAAGUAGUUAUUAAAAACCAUAUUGAUAAAAAUAGCUUGGCUUAUAUCAUAUUAUAUUAUAUAAAUCAAUAAUAUUGCCAUAUUAGACACUGGCUUGCCUAGAGAAAAAUUUUUGGUGACAGAAUCAAUUUUGAUAACUUUAUGAAUGCAUUAAAAUUCAAUAAUUUAAUCAACCAAUUGAAAUUUAUAUGUUAUUCAAAUUUAAGAAGAAAAAUGAGCAUUGAAGUAAAUCCUGUAUUAAAUAAUGAACACAAUAUUGUGUGGUUUGACGGUGAGAUGACUGGAUUAGACUAUAACUGCCAUACCUUGAUCGAAGCAGCUAUAAUUAUAACGGAUAAAAAUCUGAAUGUUAUAGCUGAGAGUCCAAAUAUUGUUAUACAUCAAUCAGAAGAAGUGUUGGAAAACAUGGAAGAAUGGCCCAAAAAGCAUCAUGCAUUAAGUGGCUUAACUGAAAAUGUUAGAAACAGCGAUAUAUCAAUCGAACAAGCUGAUCAAAUGUUAUACGAGUUUAUCAAACCAUUUACUCCUAAAGGUGUUUGUCCAUUAGCUGGUAAUUCUAUUUACAUGGAUAGAACUUUUAUUAGAAAAUAUAUGCCGAAACUUGAAAGUCAUUUAAGUUAUAGAUUAAUAGAUGUGUCUACUCUAAAAGAGUUGUUUAAACGUUGGAAACCCGAAUUAGCAAAUGAAGUUCCAAUAAAAUCAUUAAAGCAUAGAGCUCUUGAUGACAUUAAAGAAAGUGUUCAAGAACUCCAAUUUUACAAAAGUUGCCUUAAGUUAUAAUGAAAAAAUAGAAUUUUAUAUUUAACAAGACAUUACAUGGAUUUGCACCGAAACAAGCAUCACAUUAGAAAAAUAAUAAUGGUAUGAAUGCAUUGAAAUUCUACCUCUCAUCAUAAUUAUAUAAAAAUCUAUAAAUAUGAUUAGGAUAAGAUAGUGCMAUAUUAUAACCCAUAUUUAUUCCCUGACUAAUGAUACUAUGAAAAUUGUUGUUCAGCUAUGUUUAUGAAAGUUAACACUUGUAUACCUUAUACAUAGUUAUGCUAUUMAAAUACUAUAUUAGUAUUAUAGUA
Messenger RNA from Diuraphis noxia (Russian wheat aphid), 1648 nucleotides. Its product is annotated as putative oligoribonuclease. NCBI's taxonomy places the organism in Eukaryota, Metazoa, Arthropoda, Insecta, Hemiptera, Aphididae. Gene Ontology annotation, molecular function: nucleic acid binding; 3'-5'-RNA exonuclease activity. Gene Ontology annotation, cellular component: mitochondrion. The record is from RefSeq and is a predicted model, not a curated record.